Messenger RNA from Cariama cristata (Red-legged seriema), 1136 nucleotides. RefSeq lists its product as uncharacterized. NCBI's taxonomy places the organism in Eukaryota, Metazoa, Chordata, Aves, Cariamiformes, Cariamidae. The record is from RefSeq and is a predicted model, not a curated record. Gene Ontology annotation, molecular function: phosphatidylinositol bisphosphate binding. The transcript is spliced from 6 exons. Bases 1 to 939 code for a protein of 312 amino acids. Gene Ontology annotation, cellular component: membrane.
AUGGGACUUUAUGCAACCAGAAGUGGUCAAGACCUCAGUUGCUUUUUUUUUCUGCUGAAAGCUGGCAGCUCCAGCGAGCACACCAGUCCUGUUCAGAUGUGCUGGAGCUUUGGGGCCGAGUUGAGUCCAAAGGAGAAGAACCGGUUACUGAAGUGCCGACGACCAUUGUCCAGCACUGUGGCUUCCACCUGGAGGUUAACCUGCAUGGCCUGGCUUCGCGGGCGAGUGCUGAAAGGCUGUAGUGGAUAUGAUGAUGCAGGAAUUUGGGUUCAGAAAAUGGAAGACUUUUUAAUGCUUCAGCGAUGUGUGAAGAUUUAUCAGCCGGGCUCCAAAAUGAGCAAAGCUGACUGGAACAGUCCUUUGAAGGAUGCCUCUAGACUCUGCAAAAACAGUUUCACUGCCUGCAAGGACAGCAAACCCUCAAACAUGACCCCAGAGCAUAUCUGCCCAAGCACUCUCGCAGCCUUAGUAGGUGGCAAGGUGUUUGCAGAUGGGAUAUUUGCAGGAGAUGUGCAGCAGGACAGCUUUCCAGCUCGAUUUGGAGGAAUACAUUUCGUCAAUCAGCCGUGGUAUAUCCAUGCCCUCUACACAGUUAUACGGCCCUUUCUAAAGGAGAAGACACGAAAAAGGAUAUUCCUGCAUGGUAAUAACCUCAACAGCCUGCAUCAGCUAAUACACCCUGAGAUCCUGCCUUCAGAGUUUGGGGGAAUGUUGCCCCCCUAUGACAUGGGGACGUGGGCAAGAACACUGCUCGACCAUGAAUACGAUGAUGACAGUGAAUGCAAUGCGGACUCCUACAACACUCCUGCAAAGGAUAUAGAAAAGGACCUCUCUCCGAAAUCCAUGAAAAGGUCUCAGUCGGUCGUGGAUCCUGGGGUGCUGAAACGCAUGGAUAAGAAUGAGGAAGAAAACAUGCAGCCUUUGCUUUCGCUUGACUAACAGUUCCUGAGCAUCGGCCAUGGACUGAGGUGGAAGGCACUGCCUCUCAGCAACAAGCAAACCGUUUUGUUCCAGCUGGAAUCCUAUUUACUCGUGUUAAUGUAGCAUAAUGGCAGCAGGCAGCAGGUUUUACUAUUCUGCCUGAAUUCUGGAUGCCCUUGGGUGAAAAAGAAGAGGAGAAAAAAGGAAAAUAAAAU